AGAAGAUGGAGGCUGCAGCAGAUAUCCUAAUCAGAUAAGUGCCUUACCGCAGUACAUGGCAGUACCUUGUCCUGCAGAUAGUAUCGAUUUAUGACGUAUAGAACGCCAUGUCUUUUUUGUUGGCCUUUUCUCCCUUCUUUCGCAUUCCGCCCUUGGCGGGCGUAUUUGUGUAAUCGAGCCGGCAAUGGCUUCUGCCACCGCGUAUGCAUGAAGAUCAUGUCGAUGUUUCUUACACUCACUUUGUCAUGGUUUAUGCUGGGCGCGAAGCCAAAGUCCGACGUCGCAGAGCAAUGACGAGCAGAGGGGGGUGUGAAUAGUAACCCCAAAAUAGGCCAGCCUCUGGAUCUGGGUCCAUCGGCACCGGCUGGCUUCGGUUCACAACAACGGCGG
Molecule: messenger RNA, 390 nt
Organism: Trichoderma asperellum CBS 433.97
Lineage: Eukaryota; Fungi; Ascomycota; Sordariomycetes; Hypocreales; Hypocreaceae
Source: RefSeq, a predicted model, not a curated record